GCGGCCUAAGGAGCGCCAGUUUCCGUUUUAGUUGAAAACAAGGGGGGCGGGUCUAAAACUGCAUCACAGCUGAUCUGGAGGUUUUCCCCCCCUUAAGUUGUUUUUUGCAGAGAACAGCUUUGCAGAGAUUCACAAGGGGGACCUCUCUUGUUUUCUUUCUUGUUAUUUUUAACAUUUUUUUUUAAAACUAGACAUUUUCAGCCUUUUUGUGGAUUUAAACAUCAUUAUGCCACUUAUUUUUAGAAUAAAACUGCUUUUAUUGCAUUUUUUACCCUCGUCUUUUUGAUGCAUUCAGCCCAGAUCUGACCCAUUUUUAAGUGUCUUCGCCUUUCACAGCAUCCCAUGUGUUAAAGUGCGAGAUGUUUUCUGCAGGAGAGGAGGUUAAUCCCCAUUUGUUUACCUCACUGAAGGAGUCCCCUGCAGCUGCAAUCUCCCCAACACUGGAGCUCAGUCUCACAGCCGUCUACACCGUGCUCUACUCCUUCUUGUUUGUGUUCGUCUACCUGCAGCUCUGGCUCAUUUUGCACUAUGGACACAAGCGGUUCAGCUACCAGAGUGUGUUUUUGUUCCUGUGCCUGCUGUGGGCUGCUCUGAGGACGACCCUCUUCUCUUUUUACUUUAGAAAUGUGGUGCAGGCCAACCAGCUGCAGCCUCUGGCCUACUGGCUGCUCUACUGCUGCCCAGUCUGCCUGCAGUUCUUCACCCUCUGCCUGCUCAACCUUUACUUCACACAGGUGAUGUUUAAGGCUAAAGCCAAGUAUUCCCCAGAGCUCACCAAAUACAAGGUUCCUCUGCGUUUGUUCUUCCUGUGUCUCAGUAUAUUUUUCCUGGUGGUGAAUUUAACUUGUGCGUUGUUAGUGCAAGGAGCUCUGGAGCGCUCUGAAUCACCGAGUGAUGGGGGUAUCAGACAUGCAGUCCUGGCCCGGGUCUUGAUCAACGACAGUCUGUUUGUCCUGUGUGCUGUCUCUCUGGCCGUCUGCAUCUUCAAGAUCGCCAAGAUGUCCUCGGCCAACGUUUACCUUGUGUCCAAGGGUACAUCAGUGUGCCAAGCUACCGCCAUAGGAGCCGUGGUGAUCCUGCUCUACACGUCCAGAGCCUGUUACAACCUGGUGGCGGUGGCCCUGUCACCACAGGACAAACCCAGUCCCUUCAACUACGGCUGGUACAGCGUUUCUGAUCAGGCCGAUGUGCAGGAGAUCAGCGGAGAAGCCUACGUUGUGUUUGGGAUCAUUCUGCUCUUCUGGGAGCUGCUACCUACAAGUUUAGUGGUGGUUUUCUUCAGAGUCCAGAGACCCAACCAAAAUCUGGCUCCAGGAGGGAUGAUCAACAGCCACAGUUUCAGCUCCAGAGCAUAUUUCUUUGACAACCCUCGACGGUACGAUAGCGAUGACGACCUGUCCAGAAGCAUUACUAGUAGGAACGAUCGGGCCAGCCUGCUGUCCACCACUCCCCAGCUGGGUACGUCCAGUUGGUACGGCUCCAUCCAACGCAACGGGACUCUGACCGCGGGCGUCGCGUCCGCCCAGCCACCGCCGUCUUCCACGGCGCCCCUCCUCUUCGCCUACGGAAACAUCCAGAGUCACGAUCACCACCAUCACAACUACUACUCCACCCCGCAGAACAACAACUACCACCACCAUCAUCACAGCAACUACUUUUCCACGCCGCAGAAUUAUUACUGCGGUUCGCAGACGUAUUUCUGCACACCACAGAAUUAAUCCAUCCUAAAGAUCGGAAAAAGACUUGCAAUUUCCUGCGUUUUUUGUCACCAUUUCGCUUCCCCAGAUACAUCACGGCAGGUACUUUUGAGUGAUAUUCUGAGGCGUUGCUCCGGACCAGGUUGGGCCUAAAAGUUGGGUCCAGAGAAAUGUGGUGGCAUCAGUAACUGGGAAGUUCUUAUGCCAUGACUAACUGUUGUUUUUAGGUCAUCACUGUCUUUAAAUGGCAUGACCAGAAUGAAAGCAAGCACAGGCCAUGGACCAGAGUUUUAGCACUAAUAUGGCUAAUACACCUAAAACUGCAAAGACCAAAACAAAUGUUUUGGUCAGUUAUCAUUUCUAAGACUGGAAAUCGUCAGGGACCAGAUAAUCAUCGCUCUCAUUAUCCUUUCCUUGUAAAUUUCCUCCAAUUGUGCUUCUAUGGAACAAUACCAUUCUGCUCAGAUAGGAUGUAGCCGGCUAGCUAACGUCAGUCAAAAGUUCUGGAAAAAAACACAUAAUAUUCACUCGCCGUUUCUCAAACUGUAAUUUGGGUUGUCAAAAAUGGGUUGUGUGACUGUUUUUAAUGGGCACACGUAUGGUACAAUCAUUAAUUAGUAUAAAAAGGUUAUUUUUUUAUUUGGCGGGAAAGUAACAGUGAAGGAUGCUGGCCUGCUAGCUUGAGCCUCCGUGCUCAAAAAAAGCUUUUCUGACAAUGAAAACGCAUCUACAAAAAGGGCAUUUCAUGGUGUUUCUCACCGUUAGGUCUGGUUACGUGUGACAGGAAUUAGCUGUUGCUAAUUUGCCAUUUGGCUGUUUGUAGCAGUGUGAGCUAGCUUAUCGCCAACGCUAACCGUUAGCUUAAACAUAAUCUCAGACCGAGCAAAACUGAAAUACAAAAAAGCUAAUCUAUCCAUCACAGACUUGGUAAUAUUAUCAUGUUGGUGGCAAAUUAAACAGCUUGUUAAUUUUGGUGCCACAGAAAUAGAAAGUUGUACAAACACCGUUAGCCUAAUUUGCCGUUGGAAGCAGUGAGAGCUUAUUGCUACUGCUAACCGUUAGCUUAAACUCAUCUGUCUAGAAAAGACAGAGAGACCUAGCAAAACUGAAAUA
Sebastes umbrosus (honeycomb rockfish) is the source of this 2810-nucleotide messenger RNA. RefSeq names its product G protein-coupled receptor 137c (gene gpr137c). Gene Ontology annotation, cellular component: lysosomal membrane. Gene Ontology annotation, biological process: positive regulation of TORC1 signaling. The coding region runs from base 360 to 1718 and encodes 452 amino acids. The record is from RefSeq and is a predicted model, not a curated record. Lineage: Eukaryota; Metazoa; Chordata; Actinopteri; Perciformes; Sebastidae. The transcript has 8 exons.